GUUCCGGGUCCGUCGGUGAUGAAAUAACUAAUGAGAAAUUGGAUUUGCAAAGAUUUGCUUCUUAUUUGUGCAAACAUAGCAACUAAAGUUGAUCAUAUGAGCGUCGCCAUGGUGUCAAAGUAAGCUGGAGAGGCUUGCUUGCUUGCUAGCUAACUAGUCUCGACAAGUUUGAUACGGAUCAAGUCUUUGUUGGUUUAUACGAAAUGUGUUUGCUGCUCGGUGCAACCGGUGUUGGAAAAACUCUUCUCAUGAAACGUUUACAGAAGCUCAGUGUGAGAGAUGUCACAAUUGAUUUAGGGGAACCCCCUGUUACUCUACCUACGGUGGGCACCAACCUGACAGACCUGACUCUGAAGAGGAAGAGGGUGACUGUGAGAGAGCUGGGAGGCUGUAUGAGUCCUAUCUGGCCCAGUUACUAUACAGACUGCUCCUCUGUCAUCUUCAUGGUGGACUCUGCUAACACCACCCAGAUCUCGUCGUCCUGUAUCCAGCUCCUGUCUGUCCUCUCUGCUGAACCUCUCCACACAGCCUCUGUCCUGGUUAUCUUCAACAAGAGGGACCUCCCUUGUACCAUGAGUCUCGUAGAGAUGAUGUCACUGUUCAGGAUGGAUGACAUCAUCGCCUCUGCCACCCAGCCAAUCACGACCCUGGAACUGAGCGCUCGUUCCGGCCAGGGACUCCAGGAGGUGUUGGGCUGGCUGGACUCCACCCUAACUGACUGACAGAGUGUUGUCAUAGAAGCAUCUUCCUUCCAGGAAGCAGUUCCUCAUUGCUGGUGCUUUCAAGACAACUGGGAACUCUGGAAAAAUACGAGGUCAAAUCAUGACGUCAGUGAUUUUCAGGUCAGAAAGUCGGUGCUGUAGGAGGCCCGAGUUCCCGAGUUGGAACUUCAAGUUGGAUGACCGUUAAAAAAAUAACAGUUAUCUUGAACGCACUGAAGUCCGAGAUUUCUGAGUUCCCAGUUGCUUUGAACACACUGAAGUCAGAGAUUUCUGAGUUCCCAGUUGCUUUGAACACACUGAAGUCAGAGAUUUCUGAGUUCCCAGUUGCUUUGAACGCACUGAAAUCCGAGAUUUCUGAGUUCCCAGUUGAUUUGAACGCAGCAUAAGUGACAUCAUUGUCACGGAACUUGGAAUGAUGUCACCGCCAACUGGAAAGUGAGGGUGUGCUGUAUCUCACGCCGUCACACAUGAAUCCUGUUGGCAAGAAGAUGUCCUCAUCCUCAUGAUCUCAGCACACCAAGAAUGAUGCUGUCAUUCACAUGGCAUCACGUCUUAUUGAGGAGGCCUGAUAUGAAAUACUGUAGAAAUACAGUAACUGUCAUACAGGUGUUUGACCUCCGGGGGGCAGACAGACAUUGUGUAGAAAAGUCGACUCUUUGAAGAAUGUGCUUCUCUAAGCAUUCAAUAUGUAGAAACAGCCCAUUAUAAAGUGUUUGGUAUUACAAUCUAGCUAGGCAUAUAUUAUAUAUAUAUAUAUAUUACACACAGUCAUGUAUUAACAGAUGUAAAAAGGUUGAAUGGUAUCAAAAGCAACAGAUCAAGAAAUAUACUAUUGAUCAACAUGAUCAUGAAAUAAAAGCUGUAAAAUAUGAA
Oncorhynchus nerka (sockeye salmon) is the source of this 1595-nucleotide messenger RNA. It is a transcript of the gene arl16, whose product is annotated as ADP-ribosylation factor-like 16. The transcript has 5 exons. Gene Ontology annotation, molecular function: GTP binding; GTPase activity. The coding region runs from base 204 to 722 and encodes 172 amino acids. The record is from RefSeq and is a predicted model, not a curated record. NCBI's taxonomy places the organism in Eukaryota, Metazoa, Chordata, Actinopteri, Salmoniformes, Salmonidae.